This is a messenger RNA of Osmerus eperlanus (European smelt), 2573 nucleotides long. RefSeq names its product coagulation factor XIII, A1 polypeptide b (gene f13a1b). Gene Ontology annotation, biological process: blood coagulation, fibrin clot formation; peptide cross-linking. NCBI's taxonomy places the organism in Eukaryota, Metazoa, Chordata, Actinopteri, Osmeriformes, Osmeridae. Gene Ontology annotation, molecular function: protein-glutamine gamma-glutamyltransferase activity. The transcript has 16 exons. The record is from RefSeq and is a predicted model, not a curated record. The coding region runs from base 104 to 2314 and encodes 736 amino acids.
UCAGGGUGUGGCUCUGAGAACCAAAUCCUCACUGCUCACUCCUGUCCAGACCGCUGAAGACCGCAGCUCCUCUCUCUAACUUCAACCGAGCCGUACCAGGAUCAUGUCUGACCCAGAGUCUGCCACCAUUCCGGAACCCUCCACCCGCCCGCCCCCGGUGUCCCACCGAGGGCGUAGCGCCGCUCCUGUGGCCAACUCUAACUCCGCCGACGACGAGGUGUUGGAGUUCGAGCCCUUUGGCCUGAUGCCCCGGGGUCCCCCACCGCUCGCGGAGUUCCUGGACGUGUGGGAUGUCAACAUGCUGCGGAGGUCAGACGAGGUCAACAAGCAGCGUCACCACACCCACCUGUACGCCAGCGACUCUCUCAUCGUGCGCCGCGGGCAGGAGUUCCAGGUCAAGAUCACCUUCAACCGGGCCUACAAGCCUGACGACGACAAGUUCGCUGUCGAGUUUGUUAUUGGGAGCAGUCCUCAGUUCAGCAAGGGCACCUACAUGCCCGUGUUCCCCGGGGGGGAUCGCCAGGGCACGUGGACGGGCCGUGUCCUGGACAGCGCCGACAACGUGGUCACCAUGGGCGUCACGCCGGCGCCAGACUGCAUUGUGGGAAAGUACAGCAUGUUUGUGGCGGUGGUGACACCGUACGGGAUCCGCCGGACCAGGAGAGAGGAGAGCAGGAACCUCUAUGUCCUCUUCAACCCCUGGGUGUCAGGGGAUGCUGUGUUCCUGGAGGACGAGGCUGAGAGGAAGGAGUGCAUCCUGGAGGAGGACGGGAUCAUCUACCACGGGUCCUUCGACGACGUGUCUGAGAGACUCUGGAACUACGGACAGUUUGACUACGGGGUCCUGGAUGCCUGCCUGUACAUCAUGGACAGGUCAGAGAUGCCCAUCACCAACAGAGGAGACGCCAUCAAGGUGGCCAGGAAGGCCUCGGCCAUGAUGAACUCCCGUGACGAUGACGGUGUGCUGGUGGGGAACUGGAGCGGCGACUACACCUACGGGGUGUCUCCCACUUCCUGGACGGGCAGCACGGAGAUCCUGCUCAACUACUCGGGCAGCAGGAUGCCCGUGUGCUACGCGCAGUGCUGGGUCUACGCUGCCGUGUUCAACACCUUCCUCCGUUGCCUUGGCAUCCCAUCACGGGUGGUGACCAACUUCUACUCUGCCCACGACAACGACGGCAACCUGAAGACGGACAUCAUCCUGGACGAGGUCGGCAGGGUGGACCGCGCCCGCACCAGAGACUCCAUCUGGAACUACCACUGCUGGAACGAGUGCUUCAUGACCAGACCUGACCUCCCUGCAGGGUUUGGGGGCUGGCAGGCUGUGGACGCAACCCCCCAGGAGACCAGCGAUGGGAUGUACCGGUGUGGCCCUGCAUCAGUCCAGGCCAUCAAACAUGGACAGAUCUGCUACCCGUUUGAUGCAGCAUUUGUCUUUGCUGAGGUGAACAGCGACGUGGUGUUCUACUCCCGGAGCAGAGACGGAACCCUGACUCCGGUCAGGGUGAACACCAGCCACGUGGGCCGCACGAUGCUGACCAAAGCUGCGGGCAGCAGGGACAGCCGUGACAUCACCGACCAUUACAAGUUCCCCGAGGGCAGCGAGGAGGAGCGCACCGUGCUGGAGAAGGCGGAGGAGUUCGGCUGCAACCGUGAGAGCGUGGUCCUGGCCGAGGCCGACGUGGUCCUGGAGCUGCCCCCCCUGGAGGUCAGGGUGGGCGAGGACUUUGACCUGACCCUGCAGCUCUCCAACAGGAGCGAGAAGCCGCGCGUCAUCAACGGUUACGUCAGCGGGACCGUGGUGUACUACACCGGCGUCACCAGCUCGGAGUUCCUGUUCAAGACCCCCCGGAUGACCCUUGACCCCAUGCAGACUAAGAAGGAGGUUGUGCCCAUCCUCUACAAGGACUACCAGAAACACCUGGUGGAGCAGUCCAACCUCCACUUCAUCGUCACCGGGAAGGUCAAGGAGACCGGCCAGAUCGUCACGGCGAUGAGAGUGGUCGCUCUGCGCAACCCCGAGAUCAUUGUGCAGGUGUCUGGAUUGGCCCGUGUCAGUGAGGAGAUGAUGGUGUUGUUGGAGUUCACCAACCCCUUCAGCUUCAGUCUGGAGGACGUGUACGUGCGCAUGGAGGGGCCUGGAGUGAUGCUCCCCAAAAAGAAACUCUACAGUCUGAUCACAGCAGGCCAGUCCAUUACAUGGACGGAGAGGUUCACCCCCAGGAGAGCUGGGCCCACCACCCUGAUAGCCAGCCUGGACUGUGCUGCUCUCAGGCAGGUGUACGGCCAGGCUCAGCUCACCAUCCAGCCCUGAGGACGACACACCUGUUACCAUGUCUACCGUUUCAGAUCUCUAUCUCUCUCUCUCUGAUUUUGUCUUUCUUAUUUCUCCCCGUGUUACAAUCUAUGAACUAGUUGACUAUGGUACAAGCAAUACACCUUUACAUUAGUAGAUAAAAAAACAAUCAAAACAGAACAAAGUAGAACAAAAUAAGUCACUUGUUUUAGCUUAACUUUCUAUUACAGAUGAGUUUUCCAUUUUUCAUCUUCCACAAUAAAGAGAUUUACAUGAG